AUGAACCCUAUCCUCAGAUCCCCAACAUCUUCUCUUUACUCAGAAUACAGAAGAAGCCACAUGAUGCUGAGAAAUGAAAGCUGCUUUCGAGUCCGGCACACCCCUCACCCCAGACGGGUCUGCCACAUCAAAGGUUUGAACAACAUUCCAAUCUGCAAUGUGAAUGACGAUGAGAUCCCUCUCAGAAUGUUACAUAGCUGUGGUCAGUUUAGCCACUUAGAGAAGAACGACACACCAUUAGCCAAAUUCAGUAACCUGCCCAGCACCACAGCCCUGGAGGAAAGCCCUGUCCGAGGGCUGUCACCAGCCCAAAACAAAGUUCUUGUAAAGCCUCAGUCUGAGCCAUGUAGAAAAGUCAGUAAGAACUUCAAGACUUCCACUGACAAUCCCUUAGUUUUUAAGAAGGAUGAAUUCAACGCCAAAAAGCCACUACUGACUCCAAGGAUGAACUCUGUUGCUGCCUCCCAGUGCUUAGAAACGACCAGUACAAAGACCGAUGGGAAUGAAAGCAUGGUGUGCAUACCAAACUACUUGGACCAGGAGAUAAAAAUCCUGUCAAAGCUCUGUGACAUUCUACACACCGAUUCUCUGGCAGAGGUUCUGCAGUGGCUAAUUCACGCAAGUACCAAAGAAAAGGAGUGGGUAUCAGCUGUGGUUCAUUCUGAGCUGGCUGGGGUAAACCUGUGCCACAGGAGAACCCUUUCAACGGAGGCAGCAGCAGAGCCCAGGAAGCCAGCCACAGCUGCAGCACCCCCCACAACCAAAUCGUUGCAAAAUUUAUCUGCCUCACCGAAAGUGCUGACUGGCUCCAGGGAAGGGCAUCAGCCACUCAGAAUGUCAAGUCAAGGAUCCGAAGGAAAUAAGGCGGCAUCACAAGGGGCUAAGAUCCCAUUGUUUAUAAGAACAAACAAGAUGAAAACAAUUGUUACAGAAUAUUUCAGCAAGCCGAAGGCUCCUCUCCGGUCCAACUCUCAGGACAGUGGGUUAGCAAAACCAGUGUCAGCAAGGAGUGUGCAAGGAUACAACUUUCAAAAAGCAUUAUAUCCUUUAACACCUCAAAGGUAGAAAGAAACAUUAGUCAGUUUUUUAGCAAAAUGAGCAUCAUACUGACAGUGCA
Psammomys obesus (fat sand rat) is the source of this 1117-nucleotide messenger RNA. It is a transcript of the gene CUNH4orf17, whose product is annotated as chromosome unknown C4orf17 homolog. The coding region runs from base 1 to 1065 and encodes 354 amino acids. NCBI's taxonomy places the organism in Eukaryota, Metazoa, Chordata, Mammalia, Rodentia, Muridae. The transcript is spliced from 9 exons. The record is from RefSeq and is a predicted model, not a curated record.